CCACUUACAAGUGAACUACAACCUUGAUGUCAACUACACUGACUGAUAUGAUGUAUCAGUCAUCACCACUAGUUUUCGGUUCUUCCAGUUUCCCAAACGGAAUCUGUUUCUCUUUCCCUGAUAUAUAAUACUUCCCUCGGGAAACCUGUUUCACUCGCUGACUUUCUUCUGGCAUAUAGCCCACUCACCUUCCAUUACCUCUUUACAUUCAGUCCACACCUGCCAACUUUCCACUUCACAUCAUAGCUCAGGACAACUACUUCCUUGCUUAACUGUUCAUAUUGCUUGAACUACAACAAAGUACACCACCAGACACUCAAAAAUCCUCACACCUCAUCAAGACUCCAGUCACCAACCAUGGCAACCUUACAACCAACUCAAAACGAGGAACCCCCUGAAGUUGGAGCUCAAGCUCAAGCUCCAGCCGCCCCAUCUCAACAGCCAGCGCAAGAACCCACCGAGAUCUCAGAAGACCACAUCUACGUAGCCCUCACCCACGACCACCUCAACUAUCAAUCUAUCAUAGACCAAGUCCGCUCCCCAGAAGCCGGAGCUAUCGUUGUCUUUGCUGGAACAACCCGCAACAACUUCAACUCCCUCCCCGUCCAGCACCUGUCCUACACCUCCUACGCCCCGCUCGCUCUGCGCACCAUGCUCACAAUCUGCCGCUCCAUCCUCACCAAGCACGGGUUGAAGGGGAUAGCGAUGGUUCACCGGCUAGGCGUGGUUCCCAUCGGGGAGGAAAGUAUCUUGAUUGCGGUGUCGAGCCCUCACAGGCAGGCGGCAUGGAGGGCGGGCGAGGAGGCGCUGGAGGAGUGUAAAGCGAAGGUGGAGGUGUGGAAGCGGGAGGAGUUUGCUGGGGAGGGGGGAGGGGUGUGGAGGGCUAAUAGGGAUGGGGUGGUGGGGGUUAGGGUUGAUGAGCCUAGGAUAGGGGAUGGGAAGGGGGAUGAGGGUGGCAGCGGGAAUGGGAAGAAUGAUGGGCAGAGGUGA
Neurospora tetraspora is the source of this 990-nucleotide messenger RNA. RefSeq names its product Molybdopterin biosynthesis MoaE. The record is from RefSeq and is a predicted model, not a curated record. The transcript is spliced from 2 exons. Gene Ontology annotation, biological process: Mo-molybdopterin cofactor biosynthetic process. NCBI's taxonomy places the organism in Eukaryota, Fungi, Ascomycota, Sordariomycetes, Sordariales, Sordariaceae. Bases 358 to 990 code for a protein of 210 amino acids. Gene Ontology annotation, molecular function: molybdopterin synthase activity. Gene Ontology annotation, cellular component: cytosol.